Messenger RNA from Glarea lozoyensis ATCC 20868, 2004 nucleotides. Its product is annotated as Acid protease. Lineage: Eukaryota; Fungi; Ascomycota; Leotiomycetes; Helotiales; Helotiaceae. Gene Ontology annotation, biological process: proteolysis. The record is from RefSeq and is a predicted model, not a curated record. The transcript has 5 exons. Bases 1 to 2004 code for a protein of 667 amino acids. Gene Ontology annotation, molecular function: aspartic-type endopeptidase activity. Gene Ontology annotation, cellular component: fungal-type vacuole.
AUGGCUGAAGCAUCCAAUUAUGUAUAUCUCCUGGGUCUUCCAACUACCACAUUAGCAGCCGCCUUGUUCUACCCGCUGGACGCACGAACACCGACACCGAUUCCUCUUGUUGUUCCACCGAGUGGAAGAUGGGAUGGAAUAGAUGGACCUUGGUCCAGUUUUGACCUAAGUAUUGGCGGGCCAGCUCAAACUGUAAGAGUUCUCAUAUCAACAUCAAGCAACCAACCAUGGGUUGUUCUACCAGAAGGAUGUCCCUCAAGCGCGCGGGCGGAUUGCGCAAAUUCUCGUGGAGAUAUCUACUCCCCAGGUACUUCGGCGAGUAAACCUACUUGGAUUAACAACCAAACUUCUGGUAUAUACGCCGCGACGAUCGGAGCGGGAUAUGGUUUGAAUGUAAAUGUUGCCUACGGAUAUGAUACUGUGAGACUAGGUUCCGCAGAAAAUGAUCUUCCUUCCAUUCCCGAUCAACUUAUUGGAGGUCUCACCACCAAUGACUUUUACAUGGGCAUGUUUGGUCUCAGCUCGUUGUUGACUAUGUUGGAGGGCCUUGCAGCCCCUGUGGAAAGUUUUAUAUCGAGGUUGAAAACUUCUAAUUAUAUUCCUUCACUCUCGUACGGAUAUACAGCUGGCAGUAUGUACGGUCUUCCGGAAUCUAAGGGGUAUGGAAGUCUCAUUCUUGGCGGUCACGACACUUCUCUAUAUACUCAGAACGAUCUCAUCUUCAAGUUCAAUAAUUCAACAAUGAGUAAUCUAAGGCUUUUCAUAGCCUCAAUAGUCGUCAACAACGACCCGGCUUCGAAGACACCUACCGUAUUGAGUGCGCAAGCCAUAGAGGCAUCUAUCGACUCCAGUGUCCCAUAUAUAUAUCUACCUGUGGACGUGUGCAAGCAGUUUGAGAGUGCAUUCGGACUUGUCUGGGAUGAGGCGAGUCAGCUCUACCUCGUUGAUGACAACCUACGAAGUAAGCUGUUAGCACAAAAUGCAAAUGUCACAUUUGCUUUAGGAAACUCGACAUCUACAACCGUAGCACAUAUCGUACUUCCCUACAAGGCUUUUGAUUUGUACGCAACGUCACCUUUGGUGCAAACGUCGUCGCACUACUUUCCACUCAAACGAGCAGCGAACCCAGGACAGGUCACUCUUGGUAGAGCUUUUCUUCAGGAAGCUUACCUUAUUGUAGAUUAUGAACGAGCCAGCUUUUCACUUCACCAACGGGUCUGGCCCACAGGAGCUCCUGUACCAGCAAAAGUCGUUGCGAUUCCCCCUCUAGCUCCAGGUACCACUGAAAACAAAACCCAAAAAGCUGCUCCACCCAACAUCACUGCUAUUGUAGGUGGUGUUGGGGGUGGACUCAUACUUGUUUUAGUCAUCGCUGGAGCAGUAGUGUUUGCCCUCAAGCGACAAAAGCGCAUCAAUGCAGAGAACGCAGCGAACUCAGAAGCCAGAGGUCCACCCGGAGCGCCUGGAGACAUGGAGGAGAUCGACAUUUCCGGUCCGUCGAACUUUUCGAAUCACCCUGAUGAAAUGAUCCAACCAUAUCAUGUGACGCAUCGGUCGCUAUCACCACACGACGACGGGCUAUCACCAAAUGACGACGAGUCUAUCUAUGGUAACGACGAAGUACGUCCGAAUUCGAUGUGGGAUCUUGAUCCAGCGCCUUAUUCCAUGCCAUCCCGACCUGUCUCACCAACCUCAAUCUACGAACAAGAUCUAUCGCAAAGACAGACAGUAGUAGCACCCGAGUUACCCAAUAAUGCGUAUGAAGCAACGUCGAGGUUCAGCGUAGCGGAAUGGACAAGUCAAUAUGAACCUACGAUUAUGGAGAAGCGAAGUUCGGACCUAUCGAACCAGAGAUAUUACCAAGGCGCCGAUAUGCCUUCACCAAUCGAAAUAAGGAAGUCAAUUGACAACAGAGAUCAAUGGGGUGAUAUCCAGCCGAAGAGAAGUACGGAGAUAUUCCCUAAUCAGCCGACACAAGCGAAGAAGAGUUUCCCUUGGAUAUGA